GACGUGGCCGAGUGCAUAUGGGAGCUCGAUGGCCACGAUGUGCAGUUGGAGCUCCAGCAGGCCCCAUUGCAGCCAGCAGUGCUGCUGGUGGUGGACGGGCCGCUGAAGCAGCCGCUGUCCGACUACCUGUCCCGCACGGAGGCGAACGCCUUCUACGACUCGCGAGGCAUCGCCCGCACCAGCGCGCUGCACCACGUGCCCAAGGAGCCGCAGGAUGACAUUCGGCGACGAGAACGCGAGCGCCUCUCGCCUGGAGGCCAUGCGGAUCGCCAAGACGCAGGAGGGGCGGCGAUCCGCGAGAAGGCCGCCGACUACACGAGGGGGGGGCAGCUGGUUCCAGUGGAGCUGCAGAGGGCCUACAGGCCGACCGGCAACGGUGAAGACGGCGACGACGCUCAACGUGAGCUGCCGCCUGAUCUCCGACGGCAUGGCCAGCGCCCCCUCGCCACCUGCGGCCCCGGGCCCGGGCGCGCCGCAGCCGUGGGGCGGCAGGACGGCGUGCGCUUGGCGCCUGGCCCGCCGGCGGCCAAGCAGGUCCGCCUUGUCGGCGUGACGACGCCGGCGCCCGCCGCGACGGCGCGGGUGGCCGUGGCGUGCACGGCUUGCAAGCCGCGCGCGCCGCGGGGCCCCCGCCGGGCCGCCAUGGCGCGGGCCGCGGCGGCGGCCGAGGGAGGCCGCCAGCGCGGCGGGCUGCGGCCGCCGCGCCGCUGGCUGGCGGCCGCGGUGGCGGCGGGGUGCUGGCGCCCGGGCGGCUGCAAGCCGAUGGCGCUGCAGGCGCACGUCAAGAGGGACCUGGUGGCGAGCCUGGCGAGCUCCCUCGACGCGGCCGCGACGCACCUGCUGUGGUUCAUGGGCAUGGAGGAGGCUGACAGCGGCGGCAGGAAGUUCCCAGACCUCUUCCGGAGGUACGAAUUGAACCUGACGGACGGAUCCUGGGUGGAGGAUUGCGCCGUGGACGCCACCAAUACCACAGAGUCCAUGGAGUAUUGCGUCUACCGCAAGCUGGAGGGUAUUCGCGCCCUCUGCUCGGCCACCCGCGCGCUGCCGAAGGAGCACCACGGGGCCCUCCAGGCCGCGCUCAAGGCGCUGGGGCGGCAGCAGGAGAACAUCCCGGGCCUCAGCCUGCGGCGGGACCCGAUGCCGGACCCCACAGGAGAAGGCAAGCGAGGCGAUGCCGAGGCUUUCGUCUUCACGGACGCGGCGGGGACGGGCCGCAAGGUCCUCAGCCCGACCGUCCACGCCACCGCCAUGGCUACCGUGGCGCGGUGCGAGUUGGCGCUGGGUUCCCAGGUGGCGACGCCGUGGGAGGAGGAGGAGGAGGAGGUGGAGGUGCUGCCCCAGAAGACGCUCACGCACCACAUGCUUGGGAUUGUGUGGGAAACGCUGAGCUUUGCCGCGGCGCAGUUGCCGACCGAUCGCCACAAGGAGAUCAGGGCGGCCGAGAAGGUGGUGAGCACAGUCGAGAAGACCGUGCGCAAGCAGUUCCAGCGAAAGAAGGACAGGCUUUGGGCCUACUCUGCGGCGUCGGCCACGGCCUUCCGCCUGAACACUUCGAAGGUCACUGGGAAGAUCGAGUCUUUGCAGAAGCUGGCGAGGGCCCACGCCGACCGGUUCCGGGACCAGGUGCUGCCGAGCAUCAACGCCAGCGAGAUGUGCACCUGUGGCCCCGUGACGGGCCUGGCGCCCCUGGCGACGCUGCUGCAGGAUCCCCGCCUUGCGAUGCUGGUGAUCGAGCUGGUGACCAAGGACCCCACCGACAUCCGGCUCUUCCAGGUGCCGCAGGACUUUGCCGCGCAGGAGGGCGCCCAGCUCGGCUCCCUGGCCCGCGCCCCGGAGCCCCGGCGCCUGCGAGGCGCGUUCGGGCGCCACCCCAGGCAGUUGCACAUGGAGGGCCGGCCCAUGAGCAUGCGAGUGGACGACACGGCGACUUGCUUGGCGGCCGUCGCCGCGGCGCUGAGCAUGGUGGAGGGCAUGCCCGGCGUCGAGGACGCGGACCUGCCGCAGGAGAGCUGUCCGCCUCCGCCGCGGCGGGCACCGCGCGGCCCGAGAGCGUCGUGCCCAGCGUCGGGGGCGCCGCGGGCGAGCUCUGAGUGGCCUCGGGCGUGCGCGGUGCGGCGGCCUCGGCCUCGGCGCCCUGCCGGGCGCAGGCCGCGCCUCGCCGAGGGCGCCCGUCGGCGCGAGCGGUGUGGCGAGCUCUGA
Messenger RNA from Prorocentrum cordatum, 2199 nucleotides. The record is from the annotation of a GenBank genome assembly. Lineage: Eukaryota; Dinophyceae; Prorocentrales; Prorocentraceae.